Molecule: messenger RNA, 2135 nt
Organism: Strongylocentrotus purpuratus (purple sea urchin)
Lineage: Eukaryota; Metazoa; Echinodermata; Echinoidea; Camarodonta; Strongylocentrotidae
Product: kynurenine/alpha-aminoadipate aminotransferase, mitochondrial-like
Exons: 12
Coding region: 122-1636 (504 amino acids)
Biological process (GO): biosynthetic process
Molecular function (GO): pyridoxal phosphate binding; L-kynurenine:2-oxoglutarate transaminase activity
Source: RefSeq, a predicted model, not a curated record
UUCAUUAAUAUAUGAAAACACCCUCUUUAUAAAUACACACCAUUCUGUCUGCAUUAAGACUACUAAUAUAUCAACAGUGCAGUGGGAAACAACUCUCAAAAUCUUUGCGAAAAAUAGUUUGAUGAUCCGGAAAGUCCUAAAAAGUUGCAUUUUACCUGCCAUUAGUUGUAUGCAUUUGUUCACCAGCAUGAAGUCCAAAUACUUAACUUUUAUACCCUGGUUUACCGGCAGAGCUAUGUCGCUUGUUUGUCAGCCACACGCACCACACGCCAUGAGUAUACGGGCGGGACUACACUGUCGCUACGCGUCGACAGCAAAUACAAUCAUGGAUAUGGACUAUCAACGAUAUUUCAAUGAGGUCUCUAAUUCCCGCAAACCGUCUCCAAUUCGUAAACUUGCUGAAUUGCUGAUGACAGGGCCGCCCACACUGAUCUCGCUUGCAGCAGGUACACCUAACGUGGACAUGUUUCCCUUUGAGAAGUCAAGCAUUACACUCAAAAAUGGAACUGAACUCAUAAUGACACCAGAGGAGAUGAAGAAAGCACAACAGUAUGGUGUCACAUCAGGGUUCAGUGAUUUACGUGACUGGCUGAUGGCCCUACAGGUCUCAAUGCACAACCCUCCCACGCAGAGUAGAACAGAUGGGAGUAAACUUGAAAUGGUUAUUACAGCAGGGAGUCAACAUGGGCUAUGUAUGGCAUGUGAAGCUCUUAUAUCAAGAGGUGAUAAGGUUCUAGCUGGCGUACCAUUGUAUUCUGGUGCUAUUGCAAUGAUGGAGCCACUUGGGGCAGACAUUAUCCCUGUUAACGUAGAUGGUGAUGGUUUGAAUCCAGACCACCUAGAACAGAUCCUCUCCAGAUGGGAUCCAGAGGAUGCCAAGAAAGAAGGAUCAGAUAAACCGAGGGUGCUGUAUGUUGUUCCUAAUGGGGAUAAUCCAACAGGUAGCUGUGUUACUCUUGAUCGGAGAAAGAGAAUCUAUGAACUAGCCAGAAAAUAUGAUCUGCUGAUUAUGGAAGAUGAUGCCUACUACUUCUUGCAAUUUGGAAAGGAGAAGAGUCCAAGUUUUCUUUCCAUGGAUGAGGAUGGAAGGGUCCUCAGGUUUGAUUCUUUUGCCAAAAUAAUAUCUGCAGGCCUUCGUGUUGGUGUAUGUACCGGUCCCCAGGCAGUGGUAACACGCAUCAUCAUGCAUAUGCAGGCUUCUGUCCUUCACACAAGUGUACUCUCUCAACUCACCUUGUACAAAUUGCUCAACCACUGGGGUAUUGAUGGACUCUUGAACCAUGCGGAGAAGGUAGCUGCCUUCUACCAACAGAAAAGAGAUGUCCUACUUGCUGCUAUGGACAAACACUUAACAGGUCUUGCCAAGUGGAAUGUUCCUAAUGGUGGUAUGUUUAUAUGGAUUGAACUGACUGGUGUUGAGGAUUCCUAUGAACUCAUCACCAAGAAGGCCAUGGAGAAAGAAGUCCUGUUUGUACCUGGUAUAGCGUUCUACCCGGACAAGACCAAACCGUCACCAUUCAUCAGAGCCUGUUACUCUGUCUGCUCCGACGAAAAUUUGGAAGAGGGUAUACAAAGACUAGCUGAGCUGCUGAAAGAGGAGCAGAAGAACAAGCAGAACAUUGGGAUUUCAAUUUGAUUUACUUGUCUCUCUUGUGUUGAAACUUAAAGAGUAUCCAUACAGUCUGAUGAGAGCCUGAAGGGCAUUGCUUUGUGACAAUGUGAGAUUGCUUUUGUGACAAAAUCAAAUAUUUAGAGUGAUUUUUUUUUUUUUAAAGAAUCAGACAUGUGCUACAUAGCGCCCCAUAGAAUUGAGAUACCUCAGGUUUUAUUGCCAUUCUAUUUAAAACAUGGAACCAAAGAGAUGAUUGGUACUACAACAUAGGAAAAAUGAAAGUUAUAAGUAAGCAUUUUUUCACAAGGAGAUGUGUCUAUUUUUGUUGAUUAUUAUUGUCUAUUUGUAUAUUAAUAACAACAAAGGUGUGUGUAUUUCGUUGUCAUAGAAGUAUAACAUGUUAGAAAUAUCCAUCGUGGAAAAAGAGAUAUUUAUCAAAAAAUAGAUUGGGGUCGGGUCAAAUUUAUCAUGUACCAUAGCAAUAACCAUCUACCUACAUGUAUAAAUAACUAAUUCCUUAAAG